Balearica regulorum gibbericeps (East African grey crowned-crane) is the source of this 1817-nucleotide messenger RNA. NCBI's taxonomy places the organism in Eukaryota, Metazoa, Chordata, Aves, Gruiformes, Gruidae. The record is from RefSeq and is a predicted model, not a curated record.
CGGAGUGGGCGUAGUAAAAAAUGGAAAGAGAUGCUGAAGUUGCCACCUGUUAGUCAUUGCGAAGGUAUUAGAUGCUCAAUCGAAAGAGACUAUAACCAGCUUUGUGACAAACAGCCAAUAGGAAGACUUCUCUUCAGGCAGUUCUGUGAUUCCAGACCAGAUUUGAAAAGAUGCAUUGAAUUUCUGGAUGCAGUGGCAGAAUAUGAGGUAUCUUCAGAUGAAAAGCGUAUAGACUGUGGCCUGAAAGUUUUAGAGACGUACUUCACUAAUGGGUCUGCAGCACACUUGCCAGAAAUACCUCAGGAAACAGUAAAUGAAUGUAAAGCAAGACUGGAAAAGAACCCUUCUAAGGAUCUUUUUAUGGACUGUACUAGAAUUGUCCAUGAAUACUUAAGCAGAAGACCUUUUGAAGCUUACCAAGAAAGCGUGUAUUUUUCCCGUUUUUUACAGUGGAAAUGGCUGGAAAAGCAACCAGUAACCAAACACACAUUCAGGCAUUACCGAGUACUAGGCAAAGGUGGAUUUGGAGAGGUGUGUGCCUGUCAAGUACGGGCAACAGGAAAAAUGUAUGCUUGUAAAAAGCUAGAAAAAAAGAGAAUAAAGAAGAGGAAAGGAGAAUCAAUGGCUUUAAAUGAAAAAAGAAUUCUAGAGAAAGUGAAUAGUAGGUUUGUAGUUAGUUUAUCCUAUACAUAUGAGACGAAAGAUGCCCUGUGUUUAGUAUUAACCAUAAUGAAUGGAGGGGAUUUGAAGUUUCACAUAUAUAAUAUGGGAAAUCCUGGCUUUGAUGAAGAAAGGGCUAUUUUCUAUGCUGCAGAACUGUGCUGCGGUCUGGAGGAUUUGCAGAAGGAGAGAAUUGUUUACAGAGAUUUGAAGCCUGAGAAUAUACUCCUGGAUGACUGUGGGCAUAUCAGAAUUUCAGAUCUUGGAUUAGCUGUGCAGAUUCCAGAAGGAGAAACGGUCCGAGGACGGGUUGGGACUGUUGGUUACAUGGCUCCAGAAGUGCUCAAAAAUGAAAAGUAUACAUUCAGCCCGGACUGGUGGGGUCUUGGGUGCUUGAUUUAUGAAAUGAUUGAAGGACAGUCUCCAUUCAGGAAGCAUAAGGAAAGGGUCAAACGGGAUGAGAUUGACCGGAGAGUAAAGGAAGACCAGGAAACAUAUUCAGACAAGUUCUCGGAGGAGGCAAAAUCCAUCUGCAGGAUGUUACUUGCUAAAAAUCCAGAGGAACGACUGGGUUGCACUGAAGAUGGAGCUGCUAUUGUAAAGCAACAUCCUAUUUUCAAGAAUAUUAACUUCAAGAGGCUGGAAGCUAACAUGUUAGAACCUCCGUUCUUGCCAGAUCCUCGUGCCGUAUAUUGUAAAGAUGUCCUGGACAUAGAGCAGUUCUCAACAGUAAAAGGAGUGAACCUGGAUACUACAGAUGAUGACUUCUAUUCCAAAUUUGUUACGGGUUGUGUCUCAAUUCCUUGGCAAAAUGAGAUGAUUGAAACGGGAUGCUUUGAAGAUAUCAAUGCAUAUGAAACCGAUGGUACUGUGUCACCAGACAGAGAGAGGUCUCCUAAACCAAAGAGAGGCUUCUUUCACAGACUUUUUAGUGGAGAGGUCUGCUUUAAAUCUGAUUGCAGUGAUGAUGAGCAGGAGUCCUCCAGACUUUAAAUCAUUUUACUCUCAUCAGAAAUGAUGAGCAAACUUUAAAUGUUUUAUAUCUCUGUAGCAAAGUGUAUUAUAUCUAUUUUUUAUCUGAGUUCAAGGAUUUUUGUACAUUUGUACUUCAUUUGUUUUAAGAUGUAUAUUUUCACUAAAGCUUAAUUGUACAAAAA